CGCUCCUCCUUCCCUCCCCGCCGCACCGGCGAGGCUGCGGGGCCGGCGGGGAAGGCGGCGCUGCCUGCGGGGAGGAAGCCGGAUGAAGCCCCUCGGGCAUGCAGCGAGCCGCGGGGACCCUGCCCAGGAGCCCAGCGGCGGCAUCAGGAAGACAGCUGCCUUCAGAUGAUACAGAAUUCACUGACAGUUGCUCUUGCUCCAAUCCUGCUUCAUGAGAACUUCAGAAGAUACUAACUGAGGCACUGCUGAGGUGCACUCAGGAAGUACUAUCAGCUAAAAUUAUAAAUCAGAUGGUACGUGAACAAUACACUACAACAACACCAGGCACUAGCCUAGAGAGGCCAAAGAAUGAGUACGUCUACAAAAUUGGAAUUUAUGGAUGGAGAAAGCGUUGCCUCUACCUGUUUGUUCUUCUACUGCUAAUCAUCCUAGUUGUGAAUUUUUCUUUGACAAUUUGGAUUCUUAAAGUGAUGUGGUUUUCUCCAACUGGAAUGGGACAUCUACGUGUUACAAAAGAAGGCCUUCGUCUAGAAGGGGAAUCAGAAUUCUUAUUCCCUCUUUAUGCCAAAGAAAUACAUUCUAGAGUGGACUCAUCACUGCUUCUCCAGUCUACUCACAAUGUGACUGUGAAUGCUCGCAAUUCAAAUGGAGAAGUUACAGGCAGAUUAAACGUGGGUCCUAAAAUGGUAGAAUUUCAUGGUCAGCAAUUUCAGAUCAACUCAAAGGAUGGCAAGCCACUUUUUACAGUGGAUGAAAAUGAGGUUGUAAUUGGCACAGAUAAACUUCGAGUCACAGGUCCUGAAGGAGCACUUUUUGAACACUCUGUAGAAACACCACUUGUGAAGGCAGAGGCUUUUAAACAGCUUAGGUUGGAAUCACCAACACGAUCUUUGAGCAUGGAUGCACCAAGAGGCAUUAAUAUCAAAGCACAAGCAGGGAAUAUUGAGGCUCUUUCCCAGAUGGAUAUCAAACUACAAAGCAGCGAUGGUGUGCUUUUGCUCGAUGCAGAAACGGUGCGACUGCCUAAGCUGCCUGAGGGUACAAGAGGUGGAUCUGGUAUUUCUCAGGGGCUGUAUGAAAUCUGUGUUUGCCCGGAUGGCAAGCUUUAUUUGUCAGUGGCCGGCGUGGGCUCCACGUGCCAAGAAUACAGCCGUGUCUGCCAGUGAAGCACUAGAAAAUGCGGCACGCCCUCGCUAUUCUCAGUUUUGUAGUAUUGCUAACAAGCAUUUACUGAAAGUGGAAUUUUCAGAAUUUUAAAAACAAAGUACUUCUGUUUAUGAAACAAAUCUGUAUCUACAACUCCGGACUACAGGGUGAAAGGGGAAGAAGAGCACAAAUGACAUUUCAACUUCAGAAGAAUGACCUGAGUCAGAUGAUAUGUUCUGGCAGUCACACUUUGAAAACAUCCUGACAGAGAGCGUAAGGAAAAAUAAAGGGAGUAUGUUUUCUUGCUGAACUAUUAUUCCGUCAGAUGAUUAUGUCAUUACUAAUAUUUCUGAGCUCCGUGUUUUUUUUCUCUCACUACAUGUAAAUACUUACUGCAUUAGUGGGUGAAAUUAAAUUGAGGGAACUACUUGAACUAUUUGAUAAGACAAUGCAUUAUUUGGAGAAUUAAGACAGUGCCAGCAAAUGGUCUAUGCAAUUUUGUUCUUGCAAUAACACAAAAUAGGAAAGAUGUGCUAUUUGUAUAAGUCCUGUGUAAAAGGUGUUAAUUUGCUAAUAGCUUUUUAUUUUAAUUUGGCAACAUACAUGCUGAUUUGCGUAUUUCCGAGAUUCACAUAAAAAUAAUUAAUACAAGAAGUUACAGGAGUUAUUUAUACCUUAUGUGUCUUCAAUACUGUUCACUAAAGAGAAGAGAAAUAUGUUUGUAUAUUUUAUAAUAGCAAUAGUUUGUUGUACUGCCUGUACCAUCACACUCAUUUAAACCCCUUUUUGAUUUUAGGACACACUAAUCCAACAAGGCAAUUUACUCUGCCAGCUCGACCACUAAAAACAAAAUAAUUCUUAAUGUGGCUCCAGAUUGUCUGCUACAAGGAACUGUCUGGGCGGUGGGGGAAAAAAAAAAAAUCAUUUCCAUCUGCAGCUGUUGACUGAUAUCUCUGAUCCUAUCAGAGUGGGACUCCAUCACAAAUGGAGGCAGUAAAAUUAUUCUUUAUUAUUUUUUAUGUUAGGACUUUGGAUACAAAGUAAAUUCUCACCAGAGCUGACAAACCAUUUAUUGACCUUGUAGAGAAACACAACCACAGACCCAUUCCCCUGUACAGUGUUGCACCGAAUGCAAAUAAAUUGUUUGCACACCUCUGGGUAGUAGGAUUUGUAUUAAAUAAUCUGUCAUUUAAACCUCAUCGUCUUUUUAACCCCAUUGAUGCUGUUUUAUAUACACUUGUUAUUAUCACCCAAGUAGGAGCUGCUAUCACAUUGUGCCUUGGGGUCUAUUUACAGAAGGAUUUUAAACCAUAAUCAUUAUUAGACCACAGAAUGCCUAUCCUUCACAGAAAAUAAUCUUCAUCCUUAAGGCAGGAGAAUCAGAACAAACGACGAAGAUUGUACCGUGUUUUUACACUUGGUACUUCAGCUUUGGUGGACAACUGAAGAAACCAACACUCAGUUAAGAUCCCAGAUAGCUACAGAAGCCUGAGUUGAAAAAGAGCCCCCAUUUAACAGUAUCUGUUCUUAUUGCAGCAAAGCCCUGGGUAGUCCCUGUCUCGAGGGCUGCCUUUGUAAUUUAUCCAAUGAUGCUAAUGUACAGCCCUGAAAUUACCCUUCAUUAGCAGGGUGGAGCUCUUAGCAAUUCCUGCAAAUUAGAAGAGAUUCAAUGGGAAAAGUAGGAAAAGUGUGAGAGUUGAGUUUUUGGGUCCUUUCAGGCAAAGGAGGCAAUUAAAUCCAGGUCUCCCUUAAUAUUUGGAGACUACUCUGACUGCUAACAUCAUGCCUAAGGGAGAAGUAGGAAGCCACACAUCCUCCAUGUCUAAAAUUCCUUAUUUCUGGCUUUAGACAUCUAUCUUCAGGAGUGAAUCCAGGGCUCUUGGCCCUAAAGAGGGGAAUGUAUCUCUACUACUGAAUAACGCAACUAAACUCUCAGCUGAAACAACCUUUAACAGAAACCUGUUUUCAGCAUUAAUUUAAGUUAGUUAGGUGGUUCCAGCUCCAUGUACAAGUUUUUCCAGGCCAAAUUAUGAGUAGUCAUAGCUUAUAUAUAUUAGAUGAAAAUUCUAUAUAUUACAAUAAAAGACAGCAAAUUCCACUGCAUGUGCCAGAUACCUAAAAACUACUGCUAAAAGAAACUUGGAGUGCUGUAAUGUCCAGAAGUAGUGGAACAGCAAAAGAGGGAGUUAAUCCUCAGAGAGUUAAGCCACUGUCUAGUUUCAAAGACAUCUCAUUUUCCUCAUACCUACAUUUCCUUCAGCAAGGACCAUAUACCCACUUCUGUUUGGUACCAAACUGCUCAUCUAUCUGAUUUAAUCUCUACAUUUUAGCCAGAGACUGAAAAUAAGUACGUUAUUAAGUAAAAUAAGUACGUAAAAUAAGUACGUCACAAUCUGCCUAUUCUGCUGGCAAUGAAAACAGCAUUUUUAAGUUACUCAUUUUAAGCUUAUGUUUUGGAGGCACACUUUCAAACAUGAAUUGCCACUUAAUACAGUCAAAGGGAUAACAUCCAGGCUUCCCAUAUUACACAAGAAUAACCUAAUGCCUAAAAUGUUGGGUAUUUGGAGGCAAGGUCUGUUGCAACUUCAUCCAUUGAAGUUGCUCCAUCUUAGUUAACAUUUACAAAGCUGUGGUGUAGACCUAAGAAAAUAGGGGUGCCAUUCCCUGGCUAAGUAACACUACUGAGCAUUAUAGCACCUCAGAUAGACAUUGCAAUUACUGCCUUUCAGUGGAGGUAAUCCUUUUUGACUUGCCUAAGUUCACAGGUGAGUUCUGGGUAGUACAAAACUGCUGUGUACCAGGCUGGGCCAUCAUCCCAACCACCAGUUUGCCCCUCUUUAUUUUUUUUAAACUUCAGUCUCAUUUUCAUUAUUCUGCAAAACUGAUGUUAAAACAUAAUUGCAUCUUUUAAGUUGUGAAGUGAAAAGCCGCAGAAUUUUUAAACCCUGGAUAGCAUCUUCUUGUCAUUGAAGAACAUUUCGGGUAUUUUUUCUUUUAAUUGUGGUUAGUAAAGAAACCAAAUUCAUGCUAAAAUUAUCACAGUGUAAUCAGCUGAUGCUAUCAUCUGAAUUGUUAACAUCAGUAUAGUUCAUACAUCACUAACUUAUCAUUUCUGAUAUCUCCAUGUGGCCAUCCUUCCAUCAACCUUUAUUACUUCCAUAUUAUUGCUUCUACUUGAAUCAAACUCUAGUAAAGAGUUAAGAGAUUAACAGAAAAUUAUGGCACAGGAAAAUGAGAGUAUGCACUUCUCUGAUUUAUUUACAAAAAUGUUAAGCAAAUGGAGGAAAAAAAGAAACACCCAGCAUCAUGAACAGUAUUUUUCCCCAAAAAAGAACUACAAAUGGCAGUUUUUGUAGCUGGUUGGGAUUACUAUACAGUGGAAAAGUAAAACAUCAAAGCAGUAGUAAAUACUUACUGAUAAUUGCCCAAACACUACCCUUUGUUUCCAUUUCACAGGCCUUUAGUAUUUACAUUUGUUUAUAUAACUUUAUGCAAAAGGAAAUUGCAAGAAUUAACUGAAAACUGAGUUCUUGAAUAAACUUUAUACAUUUUGAAAAAUCUGCUUCUCCUUUGUGUUCAAACAAAACUCACCUUAAUUGAAUGUUUUUAUGUUUUAAAAUGUGAUUGUCUUCCCAAGACUCCAAGAACAUGAAAUUAAUGCUAUUUAAAAAUAGGACUAAAUUUGGACCAUGACUGAAGAUUUACUUCACAGCAUUGAGACUAUGCUUUGCAAUUAGGCUUCACUGGUCAUCUAGAAUUUCUUUGUCUUCAUUAGUAGUUGGUGAGAGAAAGCAAAAUAUUAUGCCAGUGCUACUGAAUUAAUCACCUGGAAAGCAAACCAAAGAAAACGUGAAGAGCUUUGGUAAAAAACUCAUUGACCAACACCUCCAUGUGACAAAAACAUGCGUCUUCUCCAAGUGAAAACGUCUACUUCGUCUGUCAAGUUUAAUUAUUCUUGAACUAUUAUUUCUGGCAGUGUUACACAAUGUCAAUCCAGCCAUCUUCAGACUGUUCAGAUCUGGCAAUAUGAAAUCUUAAAUUUGGUACUAUCUUUUUUUACUUUAAUUGUAACAAUUACAAUAGAUUUUAUUAAAACCUCUUUUAAAGUAACCCAAGUACCAAAUUAAUUCAAACCAUACACUAAUAGCUCUUAAACUAAUCUUACUUUUCCAAUCACCACUGUAACUUUAUUUUGAUGACAAUUAAAGCACAAAUAUUAAAAACCA
Anas platyrhynchos (mallard) is the source of this 5372-nucleotide messenger RNA. NCBI's taxonomy places the organism in Eukaryota, Metazoa, Chordata, Aves, Anseriformes, Anatidae. The record is from RefSeq and is a predicted model, not a curated record.